Scomber scombrus (Atlantic mackerel) is the source of this 4704-nucleotide messenger RNA. RefSeq lists its product as uncharacterized. The coding region runs from base 1 to 4704 and encodes 1567 amino acids. The transcript is spliced from 4 exons. The record is from RefSeq and is a predicted model, not a curated record. Gene Ontology annotation, molecular function: aminoacyl-tRNA ligase activity; ATP binding; acyltransferase activity. NCBI's taxonomy places the organism in Eukaryota, Metazoa, Chordata, Actinopteri, Scombriformes, Scombridae. Gene Ontology annotation, biological process: tRNA aminoacylation for protein translation.
AUGAGCCUUCCCGAUUACCCUGUUCCAGAGUUGGAUGUCACCUUGCAAGAAGUGGGCCGUGUCCUACAGCUCACUUUAGGCCCUGACCUUCACGCUGAGUUCAAAAGCACACUAGAACAGCAGAGGGAGCUCCUUCAAGAGGCCCAGCAGAAAUUAGCAACCAGUGCUGCAGGCCAAGAGAAUUGGGUGACAGAACACUUCAAGAGUGGAUUGCUGUCUUGCUCUAAACCUGUGCCCAUCUCUACAGCUCUCCCUAUUGUGCUACCCCCAUCUAAGGCAAAGAGAUGUUCCCAGUUAGAGAGGGCAGCAACUCUGCUCUGGGCAGCAGCAAAGCUGUACAGUGAGCCCUUGUUGCUGGAGGGUGAUGUGCCAAUAGAGCGCACACAGCAGUCUGAGGUUUUUGCUGCCAGCCGGAUUCCUGGCAGAAAUCAAGAUGAGAUUAAGGUCUACCCAGAGAGCCUCCAUGCCAUCAUCACCUGUGCUGCAGGAGUGUUCCCUGUUGACAUACUGUGGCGUCCAAGUACUGGUGGGCCAGUUUCUGCUCGACCAUUCACUGACAUCUACAACCAGCUGGCUAAGGUGGUAGAUCAACCAAGUGCAGAAAAACAGAAUGAUCCCUGUGCCAUUUGCAGUCUCUCAGCUCUGGAGCGCAAAACCUGGGCUGCCAUCAGGGAAGAGAUCCUGGGGCAAGGAGGGGCAGAAGCAGCAUCACUGGGGCUGAUGGAAAGUGCCGUGCUGGCACUAUGUCUGGAAGACCACAAUGCAUCCUCUGAACUGGCUGAUAUCCUCAAAGCAGUUAGACUGGGAGGAGGAGGAGGAGACAGUCCGUGUCUGAGAUACUAUGAUAAGGUGGUGAAUCUGGUAGUGUUCAAGGACAGCACAGCUGGGAUGGUGUUUGAACACAGUGCUGUGGAUGGGAUGGUUGCUGCACUUCUGACUGAGCGUGUGUACCAUCUGUCUGACACUAUUGACUUAAAUGUAGUCAAUACUGACAAACUGAAUGUGAAUGGGUCUUUCACAGUAAACAGUGCUAAUGCUAAUUCUGUUUUCCCAACUCCCCUAACAUUACCCUUGCAAGGGGUGAAUACCCCCAAGCCAAGCCCUGACUUGAAAGUGACAAAUCCAGUUCUCACUUUUGAUGUGUCCUCCUAUGCUGAUGUCUUUUCUACUCUCAGAGGGCAGAGAGGCCUUUAUGAUGCUUGGAUCAACUUCUCUUUGCAGCUUUCCCUGAUGCAAACUCUUGGGGAAUCUGCUGUCAAUCACAUACUUGUCACACCUACCCAUAUGCGCCACUAUAAACAUGGCCGUUGUGAUCCUACAUACUCACUCACAAUGCAGUCGCGUAAGUUAGUAGAUGCCUUGGCAUCCUGCAUUAGCCCAGACAAUACAAUGCAAUACAAUACUGACCUCCUACGCUUGUUCCAUGUUGCAUUUUUGGAACACAAAUGCCUAAUCAAAAACACCAAAAGUGGUCAAGGUGUUGGUCCCCACAUAGCUGCCCUGCGUCAAUCUCUUCCAUCUGAAAAUCCAUUGAAGAAGUUUCUGGCCCCAUUUGGAUGUCCAUCUGUGUACCUUACAGGCACAGAUCUGAUGGAAGGUGUAGAGUGUGGAGUAGGAAAUGUUUAUGCCCAAGACCAGCUGGCUGUAACCUACCUGGGCAAGAGAGACAAGGUUUGCAUUGUGCUUAAUGGCAAAGGGAGCUUUGCUCUGACACUGGAGAAGCUUCAAGAAAACUUGAAGGUAAACCUGAAGUUAGUGAUGCUUCUAGCUGUCAGAUAUGCCAUUGCAUGCCAAAUGGGAGCAUUGGAGUGUCUACUCAAACAGGGUCACACUGAGAAAAUGAAUGGAGAGAUAUACCACUGUGCAGAGAGCCCAAAAAAACACAAAAUUACUUCUGAACCUACCACAGGAAUGAGCCCAGACCAUACUCUGGUGAUUCAUGGUGGUGCUGGAGAGGAGAUGAUGCUGAACCCCCAUGUGAUUGGGGUUAUUGAGUUUGCUCUGCAGACAGCCUUAACCCUUGGAUCUCAAGUGCUUCAGCAAGGUGGCAGGAGUUUGGAUGCAGUUCAGAAGUCAGUGGAAGCUCUGGAAGACUGCUUCCUGUUCAAUGCAGGCAAAGGCUCAGUAUUCAACAAAGAUGGCAAAAAUGAAAUGGAAGCAACCAUUGUAGAUGGCAAUUCACUGAGGUCAGGAUCUGUUGCCUGUGUGCAAAGUGUGAAGAACCCAAUAAAAGCAGCCAGAUGUGUCAUGGAGAAAAGUUCUCAUUCACUCAUUGUGGGAGAUGGGGCUGAGGAGUUUCUGCAAGGGUUGGAGGAGAAGGGGAAGCCUGUUGGGCCUGAGUAUUUCUACACUGAUAUACGUCAAAGAGAGUUAAAUGCAAAGCUCAGUGCUGGAAAUAUCUCAAAAAACAAUCACCCUCAGACAGUUGGAGCCGUGGCCUUAGAUCGUUGGCAUGGAUUGGCUGCUGCAUCAUCCACUGGCGGGUUAGUAGGAAAGCUGAAAGGGCGAGUUGGGGAUACAGCAGUAGUGGGGGCAGGAAUAUAUGCUGAUGACAUGUUAGCUAUUAGCUGCUCUGGAGAUGGAGAUGUGUUCCUGAGGCACACAGUUGCACAGAAAAUAGCCAGCCUCUACCAUCACAAAGGCCAUAGCCUUAGGCAGGCAUGUAGAGAAGUGAUGACUGAAAAUCUGGAAGGGGUUUGUGCAGGAAUCAUUGCUGUGGACACUAAAGGUGAUGCCAUCAUUGAAACAAAUGCUGGUGUGAUGUUUGUGGCCUCAACGAUAAGUGGCAUUUCAAGAGUGGAGGUCUUCAGGCCAUUAAAGAACUUCUCUGAUGUGAUCUGGGAAACAGAUGAGCUGGUUGCCUACCUCGAUCCAAGCCCUUGGAUCUCUGGGUCAACCAUUUUAACUAGAAAAACUUUAAGUGGGGUAAGCAGCAUCUUCCAGUUAGCUGCACCUGAUUUUGUGGCCAUGCUACAAGGAGCAAAAGCUGUGUCAAGUUUGCUAUGUGAGCGACUGGGAGUGAAGCGCUGUGCCUUGGUUUUCAAUCCAAGUCCAGAUCAGCCAGCACAAAUCAGAGUGCUCCCACUUCAUGGUCUAGAGUCAAAGUGGCAGCCCCAUCUUGCCAAUGAAGAGGAAUUUCACACUUACGACCCUGGCUACUGCACCUCAAAAAGUGGCCCAUGCUGGGAUGAUGAAGCACUGACCCAGGUUCAAGCCAAGAUCAGAAACGGACUGCCAACAUCAAAUGCACCUUCUUGCUUUGACUUUUGUGGAGAUCCUUCUGAUGAAAACGUGUUUAGUCGUAUUGUACGUGGAGAUCAGCAGCAGUGGAGAGUGUGGGAAGACAAUGAGCAUGUUGCCUUCCUCACACCGUACCCAAACACUCCAGGACUAACUGUUGUGGUGCCACGCAAACCACUGCCCAGCGACAUCUUCAAACUAAGAGAGUGUGACUAUGAAGCACUGAUCCUGGCCACUUAUAAAGUUGCACGACUACUGGAAGAAGGAAUGAGAGCUCGAGGUGUUGCUCUGAUCUUUGAGGGCUUUGAGAUUGACUACGCUCAUGCCAAGCUGAUCCCUUUGUUACCUUCACCAGAUGACAUUAAGAAUGCCAAACCACAACCAGAAUGUUUCCAAAGCUACCCAGGAUAUGUGUCAUCACUGAAUGGCCCAGCUGCUGACCCUGAGACUCUCAAAAAGAUCCACACAAAAAUCACCCAAGCCAAUGGUACCCGCAACUUGUUCCAGAUUCAGAACACUCUUUUCCACAGCACAGUGGAAUAUUUCCACAGUUCCUGCCGGUACUCCUACGCUCUCACCCCUCUCACCACAGACACCAUCUCCUCACCAAUGGGCCUGGGAUCUGACUCUGAGCCAGUUUCCGUUAACCUGCUGGGCCAGGACAUCUACCUGGCUGACUCAAUGCAGUUUGUUCUUGAAUAUUUCCUUCGCUUUCAGGAGAACCUUCCAGGAACCUACUAUAUAUCGCCCAGCUUUAGAGGGGAAGAUCCUGAUGCCACACAUUUGAACCAGUUCUACCAUGUGGAGUGUGAACUGUUGGGUGACAUGGACAGUGCCAUUUCCAUAGCAGAGGGAUACCUGGCUUACCUCACCAAGUCCAUGUUGAAGAAACACGCCAAUACAAUCCUCAACACUGCUGGGACCCUGACACAUGUCACAGCCAUGCUGAGUAAACUGGAUGGAAGAACCCCAUUACCAAGAGUGCCUCUAGACCAGGCCAUUCCCAUGAUGCCCUCUGCUGACUGUUUUGAGUGGGUACAAGAUGGUCAGCCCCAGUUUGGGAGGAAGCUAACACGCAAAGGAGAGCGAGUGUUGAUAGAGAAAUAUGGUGGUGCAGUUUGGCUGACUGAGAUGGACCAUCUAGGAGUUCCCUUUUACCAAGCAUAUGUGGAGGGCACUGGGCGGUGCAAAGCCAAAGCUUCUGACCUUCUGCUGGGGCUGGGUGAGACUUUAGGUCUUGGUGAACGUCAUUCAACCCCCGAGAUGGUACAGGAGGCUCUCAAACACCAUGCAGUGCCAGAGCAGCCCUACAAGUGGUACAUAAACAUCCGCCAGGUGAAACCACUCCUAACCAGUGGAUGGGGCAUGGGGACAGAGCGCUACCUGUGUUGGCUGCUUCAGCAUGAUGACAUCAGAGAUAUACACAUCAUUCCUAGGGUGAAAGGAAUGAAGUACAUGCCCUGA